ACUGGAGGGCACUUGGGUCGGGUCGCGGAAGGGUGUUGAAUGUGUCUGCGCAAGCGUUUAAGCCCCAUGGACAGCAACCGCGUGCCAGUCUCGUUUGCGACCGUUCAGAGCAUAAUGCUCUCCUCUCAUUAUUGACCGGAGGAGCUCCCGUUAUCAGCAACAGCAAACAGACGACUCACUUUUGGAUUUGAUCCAGCCUUUAUUCAUGCAGGUUAGUCUCGAUAAAAAUAGGUAGUAAAAAAAUAACAUUUACUCGACAUGACAGAGAUGUCCGUGGAAGGCAACCUACUCUACAUUUCAAGCGGAUUUACCUGAUCUCCUGCCCAGAACUUUCCUCAUCAGGGAUAUGCACAUCAAGCCGCUCUCCGAGGGCUGACUCCCUCUCCUCCUCUGUCCGCCGGCGUUGGAUCCUCCAGGGUCGGGUUGCUAGUUGGCACAAGUACAUUAUAAAUGUUUUGAAAUGGGGUGAAACCAGAAGGUACCUGAACUUAUCCAGGUCAUCUAUAUUUAACCAGGACAGUCCACUUAUCAACAACCGUGACUGUUUUCCGGGGAGCAGCCUAUUGUUGUUUUUCCGUUUAAAAAAGUUUUGCUGCCAACCCGUGUCCUCCUGACUGAAGCCGACUUAGGAGGGCAGACAGGCGGACUGGUCUCCAGGAGGAUGCCUGGGCAGGAUGUGUUCCAGCCGGAAAAUUCUGUGGAGCCUGCUGCUGCUGUCAGUGUUGGAGGUGGGGCUGGGGGUCUCCAGUAUCGUCCUGGGAGCCGUUGGGCUCAGCCGGGUCAGGGAGGAACACAAACCACAGCAAGGAGAUGCUUCACCUAUCUGGAGUGGCCUGUGUUUUCUCAUCUGUGGGAUGUGUGGAGUCCUGUGUGCUAGGAAGAGGACUGGACUCAUCAUGAUUCUGUUCUCAGCCUGCUGUAUCUGUGGUCUGAUUGGAGGGAUUCUCAACUUCCAGUUCGUUCGGGCGUUGGCACGACGACCGGACUCUCUCCGCUCGCUACACCUGGCAGCCAUGACCAUUGCCUGCCUGGGUAUCUCUUCCUGUACUCUCUCUACCUGGUUGACCUGUCGUCUGGCCAGCUCAGAACAACAGAGGAUGUUUCUGGAGAGAGAACACUCACUGCACCACUCACAUGAGAUGGCUGAGAAGGAACCAUACACACACGGAUCUUUUGUAAGAAACAAACACACGCUCGCAUGCAUGCGUGCUCACACAUUGCUACUGAUUUCUCCUAAUUUGUGUGUGUGUGUGCUUUCAUGUAUGCAUGAGUGUGUUUCUAACAGGAGAUUCUGGACAACUCCAGCAACGGGAUUCCUCAGAUCUCCUACAACAGCAACACCACCUCUCUUUGACAACAGACACACAUUGUUGCCCUGACAACAGACACACCUUGUUGCCCUGACAAUGGAUACACCUUGUUGCCCUGACAAUGGACACACCUUGUUGCCCUGAUAACAGACACACCUCGUUCUGCUGACCAUGGGGUGGUAUCAUCCAACAGAGCUGAGCAGCACUAUUACACAGUUGUGUGUGGAGAACUUCAGCACAGAAAUUAACGCUCUUCUUGGACAAGUUGUUACUAGUUCUGAUAGUCCCAACAAACAGUCACAUGACCUCAUGUGCAUGCAAUCAAUUUGUAAUCUCUCUCUAUCUCUCUCUCUCUGGCUAUAUGAAUGCAGGUAUACUGUGUUUGAAGGAAAAUGCUAUAGCUAUCUGAUGUAGAGCAGAAUAUGGAAUGCUUUAAAUAUUAUAUAUGCAACCAACGAUGCAAACUGAAUAUCAGUGGUGGCCAACCAUCCUCCUGGGUAGCUACUGGGUUUGCAGGCUUAUGCUCCAGCCCUGCUCUAACACACAUAAUUAAGUUAAUCAGGAUCCUGGAGACUGAACACCAAGCUCUCAAGGAGGUGGGUUGGCUAACCCUGCUGUAUAUUCAUGCUUGUAUAUCAGGAAAACAAACAUUAUCUAUGGAGUGACAAUAUGUUUCUUUAGGCUUCUAUAAAACACACAUAAAACUCUGUAAACGUUAGAUGGUGUUGUAGAUUUCAUAACCAGUUCCAGAGACAGACAGACACACACACACACACACACACACACACAUACACACACACACACACACACACACACACACACACACACACACACACACACACACACACACACACACACACACACACACACACACACACACGUCAGGCAUCCUUUCUGAUAUUGAAUUAGAGGAGACACACUUUCUGCUAAGGGGACUAUUGUCUGUGGGAGUACAAGAUAUUGAUCUCACACGCCAGUGUGUGUGCGUGCGUGCAUGCUAAUUGAGCAUUAAAUCAAA
This is a messenger RNA of Oncorhynchus mykiss (rainbow trout), 2328 nucleotides long. The record is from RefSeq and is a predicted model, not a curated record. Lineage: Eukaryota; Metazoa; Chordata; Actinopteri; Salmoniformes; Salmonidae.